This is a messenger RNA of Blastocystis hominis, 1218 nucleotides long. RefSeq lists its product as hypothetical. Gene Ontology annotation, molecular function: DNA polymerase binding. Gene Ontology annotation, biological process: homologous chromosome pairing at meiosis; interstrand cross-link repair; double-strand break repair involved in meiotic recombination. The transcript has 6 exons. Gene Ontology annotation, cellular component: nucleus; condensed chromosome. The record is from RefSeq and is a predicted model, not a curated record. Lineage: Eukaryota; Bigyra; Opalinata; Blastocystidae. The coding region runs from base 1 to 1218 and encodes 405 amino acids.
AUGCCUCCACUCACCAAGAGAAGAAGUGUGAAGCGUAGUCCAGCUCCCCUCGAGACGAAAUCGCCGGAGGGGACGCAAAAGACGGAGAAUCCGCCUCUUGAGAUUCAUUCGCUGAUGCUACGUCUGUCCCAGUCUGAAUUGAGAUGCGUCACUGAAAUUCAAGGCAUCGAGUCUACCUUGGUCUCUGAAACCGAUCUCAAACGAUUCUUCGAUCCCAUUCGGGAGCUCUCCGACUCGGAGGAGCGUACCUCUCUCCAAUUGUUUGUUUCUCCAGAAAGCUCGCUCCCCGCGGUGAGCCAGGACAGCGUCUGCCGCCUUUUAAUGCGCGUGCAGCCCAUCCAGCCGCUCCUCGUGUCCUUUUUGCUCAGCAAGCUCACGGAGCACUCCGACGAAGAAAUCGCGCCAAAUUAUUCUUCGUCGUCUUCUUCGUCUUCGUCUUCGUCAAAUUCCCUCCUCAACGCCCUCCUCAACCAGCUUCGCUGGACCGACUUCCUCGCCGACGCCUCUGCCCUCGUUUCCGGGCUCCUCGAAACGCUCGCGAUCUGCUCGCCUUCCCUCCAGCGGGAACUGAUUCUUUUACUGCCGGAUUUGACGCACGACGACCUGCAGGAAACCUGUGUGCGGGAGUUAUUUUCGUUUCUUCGCUCGGAUGCUUCGCUCUGCGCGCCAAUUUUGACCGCGCUCGAGAAUCUUCGCCUUACCGCCAAACAGUUCGCCGAGAACCUGCCCAUAAUCGCGGGAACCCUCUCCACGGUUUCCCUCGCCGACCUUCCUGUUUUGAUUCGUUUUCUGCUGCGCACGAGUCCGAUAACCGCGGGGACGAAGAACUCGGAGGAAAUCGAUUCGGUUUUCCGCACGAUCCGCAGCACGUGCCAUCCCGCCCAUUGGACAGGUUUUCCCGCCCAUUUUCCCUCCCUCGCAGACGACCCGCACGUGGGUUCCGCCGUGUUCGAAGAACUUCGCAGCUGCUUCCAGCAGCGGCCCGACCUCGCGCGGGCGUUUCUCCGGUUUCUCCAGAAAACCGCGGUGGAGGAGCUGGUCCCGCUGGACGUCUGGGUUUUGCUCGUGCUGUGGCGGGAAAACCUCCAGACCUACCAGGCCGAGCGGUUCCUGUCCCGCGGUUUUGCGCGGCUCCCCGGGAAGAGCGCGAUCUUCGCCCAGGCAAUCGCGGGACAGCGGCUGGCGCUGCUCCCCGCGUUUAAAAGCCUGCUGCAGUAG